Musa acuminata subsp. malaccensis (wild Malaysian banana) is the source of this 647-nucleotide messenger RNA. RefSeq names its product late embryogenesis abundant protein 14. The record is from RefSeq and is a predicted model, not a curated record. NCBI's taxonomy places the organism in Eukaryota, Viridiplantae, Streptophyta, Magnoliopsida, Zingiberales, Musaceae.
UGGUUGAUUCGGCAGCGGGAAGGCGACUUCGUGGAAACCAUAUUUGACGAGAGCGCCAUGGCGUCCCACCAGGAUGAAGCUCGCUACAAGGCCGGCGAAGCCAAAGGCCAAGCUCAGGAGAAGACGGGUCAGAUGAUGGGGAAGGGCCAGGAAACAGCCGAGGCCGCCAAGGAGAAGGCCUACGAGGCCAAGGACAAGGGAUCUGAGACAGCGCAAUCGGCGAAGGAGCGAGCCCAGGAGGGGACGGAGAAGACCGGAGGCUACAUGCAGGAGACGGCGGAGGCGGCCAAGGAAAAGGCUUCCCGGGCAGCUCAGUCCGCCGGCGACACCGCUCAAGCCGGGAAGGAGAAAACCGGAAGCGUGUUGCAGAAAGCUGGGGAACAGGUGAAGAGCGUGGCGGCUGGGGCUGCUCAUGCUGUGAAGAGCUCGCUGGGCAUGGCUGGUGGUGGCAACGAGGAGGCGGCUGCUGCUCCUCCCGGCGGCAGGGAUUAGAUCAGAUCUGCAUUUGAUUUCCCAUUUCGGCUGUUGCUACUGCUGUCGUCGUCUUCGUUGGGUUUGGGUUUGGUUUUGUACUGUUCUCGGCUGGUUGCGCGGUGGUUGUGUGGGCGUCGCUUUGUUGUAGCUUUACUUCCGCCUCGUUGGUUUUG